AUUACAUGGUUUUGUUCCAGUUUCUGAGGCCAAAGGGCAAAACAUUUUACGCUAUGUUAGUUAAUGUGUAACUUCAUGGUUAAAUACAUAAAUGCUGUGUCAUGAUACUGAGUGACAGAAAAAUACAGACCGUUCUUGUGUCAUUUACUGUUUAGUACACAGUGAUCUGCUUUCACUGUACUAUUUCAUUUUUACCUGGGAUUUGCCUCGCUGGGUAUUGGUUGACAUAUCUGGUCAGAAAGAUGGCGGUAAGGCUCUUUGAAGGUAAAGAUCAUGCAGCUUCCUACCUGCGGUACAGAGUCUCACCCCGUGAAUUGAUCACUAGGAUUAUGGACUUCAUGGAAAAACAGACCCCGAAACAGUACAACCUUGCAGUAGAUGUGGGUUGCGGUUCGGGUCAGGGGACGGUCCUUCUGGCUCAGCAUUUCACUAAAGUGGUGGGAACGGAUGUCAGCCCUGCCCAGCUAGAAAUGGCGUCCACCAAUACCAACCCACCAAACGUCUCAUACAGAGAGUGUCCGGCUGAGGAGUUGCCAUUUGCCAAUGGCGAGGUGGACCUUGUGACGGCCAUGACGGCAGCCCAUUGGUUUGAUCGCCAACGUUUCAUCCAGGAGGCGGAUAGGGUACUUCGUCCUGGAGGCUGCCUGGCUCUGCUGAGCUACUCCUUGAACAUGAAGUUGGAGUUUGGGGACGUCUCCGAUACUCUCAAUGACAUCUGUGAAGAGUUUUACGCCGCCCUGCUUCCCUUUCGGAGUUCUUACCUCGGACUGAGCUCUAUGAAGAUCUACUUUGACUUGUUUAACUCCUGCUCCUAUCCCGACAAAGAAUGGAACGAAUGUUUCCCAGUGAGAAGAACCGUGACGCUGGGCGAGUACAUUGGAAUGGUUCAGACCUUUUCCAGUUAUGAGCGACUGAAGCGAAAGGACCCAGCGGAGGCGGAGCGUCUCUCCAAUUACAUACAGAAUAACGCCGGUGACAGGACAGAACAGCCCAGCCAGCAGAAUACAGGAAAAGUGCUGUGCCGUAACUUUUACCUGCAGGAGGAAGUUGCUGUCUGCCAUGACGACCUCGUCUCUGGACACAGAAGUUACAAUGAUUGUUCAUUAUUUUUACUGGCUGGCAAGAAAACCGUAACAGAUUUGUUCUGGAAGCACACCUGAACUAUUAUUUUUUGGCUUCUUCUGUUUCAAGAAAUCAAAGUUGAUGUUUGUCGAACAAUCGUCUGUUGAAGUAUGAAACCACGUUAAAAUGUUCCUUUUAUUAAUCGUCAAACGUUACUCGAAUCCUCAAAGAAAUUCUAGUUCGUUCCUGUUAUCCCUUGAUUGACAAGCCAACCCCAACCCCAAAGAAUUAGCACAACUGGACACUAGGGCUGCCACGAUUAGUCAAUAAAUCAACUAUUAAAAUAUCCAACGACUAAUUUAAUAGUCGAUUACUGUAUUUUCUGGAGUAUAAUUCACACCGAGUACAUGUCACAAGGGCAAAAAAUGUCAAAUCAAGAGGAAAAAAACCAUAUACAAGUUGCUCUGGAGCAUAAGUCCAAGAAAAGUCUAACGUUUCAGAACAAAUCCACCAAGCCCAGCAGCUUGUUCUGCUAAUCGUUUGAUAUGUAUAAAAAAAUAAUCAAAGUUUAAGAGGAAAACAAUCAGAUUCUCAUCCAUGUUUGUUUUGGACAACACUUCUUCUUCUUCUGCUGUUUUAGUAGCAAAUACUAGCGGUUGUUACAGGAAACAAAGGACAACUGGUGUUUACUGGGAAAGUAACAAAUAUAUGAGGCUAUUUAUGUCUAAAACAAACACUAACAAUUUGAACCUGAGUAUAAGCUGCACUAAGUUGGCUAAACUAUGAAAAAAAAAACGCGACUUAUACUCUGUAAAAUACGGUAGUCGUUACUUUAUAUUUUAUGGAGUCAGAGUGUAGUAAAGUUGAACAAAGUUGUGAGAGUUCAGCUCAAUAAAAAUAAUUUUUGUUAUUUUUAAGCCAGCAAAACUAAAACUUUAUCUUUCAUGAAAAAUAGUUCUGUUGUUUAAGAUUUAAUACCAGAACCAAAUGAAGGAAAGAAGCUGCAUGUUUCAUUUAAAGUUUAAUAAAUUGUCAUCUUAAUCAUCUUUAUUUUUAGUUAGUUUAAGCUAAAUAUGUUUCACAUCCUGUUUAUGCAUGACCUGAUUUAUCGACUCAUUGGAAUAAAAAAAUUGGUGAUUAGUUGACUUAAAAUAAUCGUUUGUGGCCAUUGGACACACAACCAAGACAAUUUUUUUUAUUUAUUUAAAUUUCUGCUGCUUAUUGUCUUUGGGGCAAUAAUACAAUCAAUAUUUUUAAUAAUAUGCUUUCUAAAUACCUAUUGUUGUUUAAUUGGUAAUUAAAGGGUUAAUGCAGUGUUGCAAUUUAGAGGCUUAAUAUAUAAGUAAAACCUCAUGACUUUUCAGUUUAUUAUUUGCAUUGUUAACUUUGAGAAGCUUGUUGAGUUAGUGCUAAUUUAAAUUUAAACUUGAAAAAACACAAUAUUUAAGAAGGGGAAG
Molecule: messenger RNA, 2519 nt
Organism: Oryzias melastigma (Indian medaka)
Lineage: Eukaryota; Metazoa; Chordata; Actinopteri; Beloniformes; Adrianichthyidae
Product: trans-aconitate 3-methyltransferase
Exons: 7
Coding region: 243-1160 (305 amino acids)
Molecular function (GO): S-adenosylmethionine-dependent methyltransferase activity
Source: RefSeq, a predicted model, not a curated record